Messenger RNA from Amphibalanus amphitrite, 1530 nucleotides. RefSeq names its product ketohexokinase-like. Lineage: Eukaryota; Metazoa; Arthropoda; Thecostraca; Balanomorpha; Balanidae. Bases 237 to 1205 code for a protein of 322 amino acids. Gene Ontology annotation, molecular function: ketohexokinase activity. The transcript is spliced from 6 exons. Gene Ontology annotation, biological process: fructose metabolic process. The record is from RefSeq and is a predicted model, not a curated record.
GGAGCAGCGGAAGGCAGUUGAGUUGGUUAGUAUGCGAGGAGUCAAGCGAGGAGUGUGGGUGCUGGUGAGCGUGUGGAUUUGUUUUGAAUUGUCGGUGGCUGAAAUAAUUAUUGUUCAUUUUAAAUUUUACAGUUUCAAGCUAUGUGGAAAUGGUGCAAUCCUCGCCAAACAUGAUUUCUCCACUUGUGAGAAACCAAAACGUCAUAACUUAAUUGGUCUAGAAGCAGUCCUGCACCAUGGCGGAGCGACGCGUCAUGACUGUCGGCAUGGUCUGUGUCGACAUCAUCAACUACGUAGUUCGCUUCCCGGACGAGGACACGGACGUGGGCAGCAAAUCGCCGCUGGAGGUGCCCGGCGGCCUCGGAAACAGGUGCCUGGACCAACAAUGGUGCCGGGGCGGCAAUGCUUCCAACUCGGCCACUGUUCUCUCACUUCUGGGCGCUAACGCAGAGUUCUUCGGCUCCAUUCCUCAGGGCGAUCUCACCAGUUUCUUCGAGGAGGAUUUCCGUCGGGACGGGGUGCACGUGGACCGGUGUCCGCGGCUGCCGGCUCGCACGCCCACCUCGUGCGUCAUUGUCAGCGCCGCCUCCGGCACGCGCACCAUCGUGCACAGCAACGGCGACCUGCCGGAGCUGCCGGCCGACGCGCUGCGACACGUGCCGCUGCGCGAGUACGACUGGAUCCACUUCGAGGGUCGUAACAUAGCAAAUGUGAACAAAAUGGUCGAAUAUGUGCGAGCUGAGCGGGAGAAGAAUCCGGAGCUCAAGCUGACGAUCUCUGUUGAGCUGGAGAAGGCCAACAGACCCGAGCUGGACACCCUCUUCUCCCUGGGAGAAGUCGUCUUCAUCUCCAAGGAUGUGGCCAUGUCCAAAGGUUUCACCGACAUGGAGUCCGCUGUCCGAGGGCUCAAAGCUAGGACGCUUCCCAGGUCGGUGCUCAUCUGUCCGUGGGGUGAGCUGGGGGCGGCCGCCUGCCUGGCCGACGGUUCGGUGGUGACCAGCCAGGCGCACCGGCCUCCCAGCGUAGUGGACACCGUGGGUGCCGGAGACACCUUCAUCGCCGCGUGCAUCUGGCGGCUGCGGCGCGGCGACCCUGUGAACCGUGCUCUGCGCACCGCCUGUGUCGUGGCCGGUACCAAAGUCGGCGUCAAGGGGUUCCGUCCGCUGCCACAGCUGCUGAAAGACUCCGGGCUGCUGCACGAGUGAUGGGGCGGGGUAGUGUCGGGAUACUUAUGUAGAUCUGAUGGGGCAUCUGAAUAAACUUGUAUUGCGCCAAUGUUAUGUGGGGAUCCAUUUGUGUAAGAGCUGCGCAUAGCUUGGUGGGAAGGUUAUCGGAGAAGCAGCAUGUCAGUUGGACUCGCAAGUCCUGCUUAAAGUCGUAAUAAAGUAUCUCUUUUCGGCAGGAAGCCGAAACCGUGAGUAACCUUGUGUGUCAGUAACCUUGUGUGUCAGAUGGGGCCAAGCAAGAAGCAUUCGUGAUAUCAUGGUAUCGCUGCUUAGGCACCAUGUUGGAAUAAACUAAGGUCAAGUU